This is a messenger RNA of Biomphalaria glabrata, 1212 nucleotides long. RefSeq lists its product as uncharacterized. NCBI's taxonomy places the organism in Eukaryota, Metazoa, Mollusca, Gastropoda, Planorbidae. The transcript has 4 exons. The record is from RefSeq and is a predicted model, not a curated record. Bases 1 to 519 code for a protein of 172 amino acids.
AUGAUUGCAGCUUUCCCAACAAGUCAAGAGAACUUGCUGAGAGAUCAGCGUAGAGUUUUAACAGCUUCAGAACUGGAUUAUUUAGAGUCUGAAACUAUUCCAACUUUACCAAGUAUGGCUCAACAUUUGAAUAUGUCCAUGGACAACACGAUGUCUCGACUUCUGCAAAGAACCGUCCACAACAUGACCUUACUUCUCAGUGCUGCCGACAUGCUCGUCCACACCAAAGUUUUGAACCAGAUCCAGUUCAACGCCCUGAUCACAGAGGCAGAGAAUGUCAAGACCAUAUUGUCCAAUCUCCGCACCGCCGUGAAGGAGAGGCUUUCCAGCGAGGAGUGGGCUCUGGACCUGGCACUUUCAUUGGCAGACUCGGAGCUGCAUGAUUCAUUAGAGGCUGAACUGCAAGAAGCAGACAUCCCCACAGACCGCAAGGGCACCAACAUGGUGGAGCUGCUGAUUGUUAGACAAUUUAAAGAACAAAUGUCGCCUCUAAUUUCCAUGCUGGUCAACUAUCUAUAGAUAUACUGAACAUGAAAUAAACAGCCACGAUAUCACAGUGUGAUGAACACUAUCAGAGAAGAGCAUAUCACAACUUUAGGAAUAUACAUUUAAGAUUGUUUUCUUCUUUUAAUGUAUGAAAUGUUAUGAUAGAUAUACAAAAGAAACCCUUUCAGGACAAGUUUACAGACAAGGGGACUAACUAGUUUGUUAAUUAUCAAAUUCGAAUGACUCCUUUUUAUUCUUUUUCACUAGGAAGUUUUAUAUAAAUUGUAUUUGAAUUUAUUUCACUUUGUACUGUAAUGAAUAUUUAUGGACUACUUUAGACUAAAACAUUUGUUAACCGUAUAACAGUUUGUCUUUUCCAAGUGUUACUAUGUAAAGGAUAAACUGUAUCGCCUUAAGGGUAGUGUUCGUUUCUUGCUAUUUAAAUCCUUACAACCGCGUAAAGGGAUUAUUGGGAACAUUGAAAAAAGGGGGUUGUUACAAAUUGUAAAUGAUGUAAGAAGGCGUGAGGGUUGAAGUGUGGUUGGCCAAGGUUUUGUAGUCUACACUUUGAUAGGUUGAGUCUGUAUAUAUUUAUUUCAUAAUGUUUUGUUUUAUUGCUUUCAAUGAUGUUCACGUGAUAAGACUAACCCUGUCUCAAGAUAUCUUUGCAUGAAUGGUAUCCGUGCCAAAAAUAUUGCAUCUGUAGUUCAUUCAUUCAUUAGGAAG